Elaeis guineensis (African oil palm) is the source of this 1230-nucleotide messenger RNA. Lineage: Eukaryota; Viridiplantae; Streptophyta; Magnoliopsida; Arecales; Arecaceae. The record is from RefSeq and is a predicted model, not a curated record.
UAUAAGGAAAGGAGGGAAGAGAGGGAGAGGAGAAGAGAAACGUCUUUCCCCUGUUCCCCUUUCCUCCUUUCUUUCCUCCUCCCGUAAAACCUAAUUUCUUAAUCUCCACCGGAGAUAAAGCGAGGGAGAAAGAGAGGGAUGGAAUUGAAUGAAAAUGCCGGAUCUUUGGAGAACAGCGGAAAUCACCGGCCUUCUGUUGGGCCGGAGAAGGUCAUCAUCGACACGGAUCCCGGGAUUGGGAGGAAAGCCACGUGUUGCUGACUUUGUACAUGGAUCUGAUGGCCUUGGGAAUAUAUUUCAUCCACCACCUGUGGGGAAAAAAUCUGAGAAAAGUGCAUCUGAGUUUUUGGUUGAGAAGAUUUCUCAGUAUCCUGGUGAUGUAUCAAUACUUGCAUUGGGACCAUUAACAAAUUUAGCAUUGGCCAUCAAAAGAGACUCGUCCUUUGCUAGAAAGGUGAAGAGGGUGGUUAUACUUGGUGGGGCUUUCUUUGCAUCUGGAAAUGUCAACCCUGCUGCUGAAGCAAAUAUCUAUGGGGAUCCAGAAGCUGCUGACAUUGUGUUUACUUGUGGAGCAGAUAUUGUUGGUGUUGGCAUAAACAUCACUACUCAAGUCAGAUUUACAGAUGAAGACCUCUCAGAACUAAGAAAUUCAAAAGGAAGGCAUGCGCAAUUCAUAUGUAACAUAUGCAAGUUCUACAGAGACUGGCAUGUGAAAUCUGAUGGUGUCUAUGGGAUUUUCCUCCAUGACCCAGUCAGCUUUGCUGCACUAGUCCGACCAGAUCUCUUUACAUUCAGAAAAGGGGUUGUGAGGGUGGAGACACAGGGCAUCUGUGUGGGCCAUACAUUAAUGGACCAAGGAUUAAAAAAGUGGAACACAAUUAACCCUUGGUCAGGCUAUUCACCAAUUUCAGUUGCAUGGACAGUUGAUGUGCCUGGAGUUCUUGCAUUUAUCAAAGAACUACUUAUGAAACCAUGAAAACAGAAAUCAGUCUUAGCUACCCAUGUGAUUUGUGCUAUGGAUCUGAUAUGGUGGUGUUAGCUUUUCUGUUUAUUUAGAACCUGCUUCUCUCUUCUUCUUUACGGCUGUAAAUGUUGGAUUUGAAAGCUUGACUUGUCACAUUGAGUCACCAAAUAUUUUGGUGAAAAGCAUCCUUUGGUGAAAUUUCUACAUGACAGCUGUUACAUAUUUUAUUAAGUGAAUAGAUCAAUUUCUAUUCCAUGAUUGAAACA